AGGGGGAAACCGGAAGAAAACACAUCGACAAAUGUUCCUGCACGUGAUUUAGCCAGUGAUUUUCUACAUGAUUUUAUUUAGCCAUAAAGUGUAUAUUUAGCCUUUUUUACUGACCGAAAUGUCAGCUGUCCCUCAACAAGACUUGAUUGAGCAAUGGACAAGUGAGCAGGCCAGGCUGAAGGAGCAGCUGGUGGAAGGGGAUACAGAGGAGUGGCAGAGGGACUUCAAGGGCCUGGAGAGGGUGGGUGGAGUGGACCUGUCCUUCAUCAAGGGAGAUGACAUCAACGCCUGCGCCCAGCUGGUUGUGCUUAGCUUCCCAGAGCUAGAGCUCCUGUAUGAGGACUGUCAGAUGGUGACCCUCAGUGCCCCCUACGUCGCUGGGUUCCUGGCGUUCCGCGAGACGCCGUGUCUGCUGGAGGCCUUGCAGCACCUGGAGAGGACGCAGCCCAGCCUGAUGCCCCAGGUGGUCUUUGUGGAUGGAAACGGACUGUUCCACUACAGAGAGUUCGGUGUUGCCUGCCAUCUGGGAGUGCUCUGUGGUUUGCCCUGCGUGGGUGUAGCCAAGAACCUGCUGCAGGUCCAGGGUGUCAUCAGGAGCGAGGAGCACCUCUCCCAGAUCAGUGAGCUGAAGAAGGGCGGUGACUCGUUCCCCCUGAGAGCAUCGUCAGGGAGGGUCCUGGGGGAGGCCCUGCGCAGUUCAGACGCGAGCACCAAACCCGUCUACGUGUCGGUGGGCCACCGCAUCAGCCUGGACACCGCCAUGCGCCUGACACGCCGCUGCUGCAGAUACAGAGUCCCAGAGCCCAUCAGACAGGCGGACAUUCGCUCCCGAGAGUACCUGCGCACACACUUCCCAUCUGCGGACACCUGUGGAUAGAGGUGGCAGGGCCCGGGAAGUGUUUCUACUCUGAGUCUGCUCCGCACGGAUCUGCACCGCACAGCACGGAGGCCAGCCAGUGAAGUGUGUGCAACAAUGCGUGUGUGUGCCUGUGUGUGCCUGUGUGUGUGUGUCAGUGUGCGUGCGUCAGUGUGUGUGCGUGUGUG
Conger conger (European conger) is the source of this 1044-nucleotide messenger RNA. RefSeq names its product endonuclease V-like. The transcript has 9 exons. Gene Ontology annotation, cellular component: cytoplasm; nucleolus. The record is from RefSeq and is a predicted model, not a curated record. The coding region runs from base 119 to 877 and encodes 252 amino acids. Gene Ontology annotation, biological process: DNA repair. Lineage: Eukaryota; Metazoa; Chordata; Actinopteri; Anguilliformes; Congridae. Gene Ontology annotation, molecular function: RNA endonuclease activity producing 5'-phosphomonoesters, hydrolytic mechanism; single-stranded RNA binding.